ACUUGCUACUAUCCCAAGCCGGUUGUGACGCUUCUGCCUUAUAUUACUGGCUUUAUACUUUUCUCUUUCUAACUAGCAUAUUGAAAAGAGAUAGCAAUUAUCAUAUCCGGAUCCUUAAUAUAACAACGUCUUUUAGACCAAUCAGAAUGGAGAGUUCUUUUUUCAAAUUAUUUAUGCGUCGUUGUGGACUGACGCAUGUUGUAGCGUUGCUUGUUGAUAUUUUGAAUAUUUAUCUAAUUGUAAUAUUUUGUAGUUAAUAUUGAAUUCUACGUGCUACCGGUACAACGAUUGUGUGUUCCAAUAUUAAAAUUAAUUUUAUAAGUUUAUUUGGUUUUGUGAAUAUGUGUCUAAAGGUAAUAACGAUCUCGUUGCGUGUGGUGGCGUGAUAAUUUUAGCCAUUUAAACAAAUAAGCUGUGCAUCAUUGUAAAUUAUUGAAAAUGUCUACAAGAAGUGGACGUGUUAGGGCUAAUAUAGCCGAUACAAGCCCUUCUCGCCGAAGAAAAGUUGCAUCGCCAUCGCGAUCUCCCGCCAGAAACCGUAAAGAAUUUACAGAGCGUACAACUCGCCAAUCGCCUGCUAGAAAGUCUCCCAGUCGUAAACCUACUUUGAAAUACUCAGCUCGUAAGUCUUCCUCAAAAACAGUUAUAGAGAAAGGCGAAUCAGUUUCCAAGUCUCCCGCAAAGCGCGCACCAAUACAGAAUGCAGAAGUCAAGUUGGAAGACUUCUCUGCUAAUCUGGAAGUUUUUCGUAGUACGCGGUCCAAGCGUAUUGAGUAUACUGUCAAAGAUAUUCCAAUAAAAUCAAUUGAAGAUGAGUUAAAUGGUGUUGAUAGCACAGACUUUAGUGAAUAUAGUUUAAGAGACCGCCGUUCAGUUGAUAUUGCGCCUAGACGAUCGAGUCGGCUAGGUGACUUUCUGGAAAAAGAACCAGACAUAAGAAGAAGUUUAAGUAAAUCCUUAAGCAUUUCAUUAAGCAAGAGUGUAAGCAAAACUAUAGAUACAUUUUCUGAUGAUGAAUCUGAAGUGCUAUUCCGAGGAAAAUCAACAUCUGUUGUAAGAAAAUUAUCUACACCUGUUCCAAGCACAGUUUCAUUGGCACAAGUUAAUAACAAAUUCGAGUUUGGUGGGGUAUUUGGUGCUAUAGCUUUGAUGUUCAUUAUUCCACUAAUUGCAUUUGGGAUUUUAAGCUCAUGUACUAAAAUGUGUUCUCACAAUAUACACUUAGAUUUAACUGAAUAUAAAUUAUGGUUUACUGUGCCCUCAUUGGUGAUUAUUCUUGUUCAAAACAUUUUACAAGCUGUAAUUCAUAUGUUACCGGUGUUUGGAAGUAAACAAGUAGACGGUGUAGGUAAAAAGUUUAGCUUCAACGCUCUUUUCGCAAGUAUAGUUACCCUGACCGUACUGUUUUCUCUGAAUUUCUAUAAAAUAUUUAAUGUUAAUACAAUAUUGGACUCGCACUUACAGCUAGGAGUUGUAUCUUUUUUAAUAGCAGUUGUUUUGUCUGUGUUUCUUUAUUUGAAAGCUAGAAAUAUGAAUGAGAAUGAUUUAAAUCCCUAUGGAAACUCUAAAUAUGCAUUCUACAAUUUUUUUAUUGGUCGAGAAGUCUACCCGCAGAUAAAUAAAUUUAAUAUAAAGUUAUGGACAUAUAGAGUGUGCAAUAUCACCACUCUUACACUAUUGAUUCUUGUAUUAAAACAGAGUUUUCAUGUUGAAGUAAAAAACCUUGAAAACAUAAGUUUGACUAAUUAUCAAGAGAUACUAAGCAAAGUGCAAUACAGGCCAACACUUGCCAUAUUCACCUUGAUGCAAAUAAUGUAUGCUCUUUACUUUGUUAUAUGCGAAUACAAGGUUGUAACUACAUUUUACUGGCAAUACGAGGGCCUGGGUUAUAUGCAGUUAACUGCAACAGCAUUAUACCCAUUUUAUUUUACAAGUAUUUCAAAAUAUGUCGCAGACUCUGGAUUAAGUUUACGUACAAAUACUUUGAUAGCAGCAAGUGCAUUAUUCUUAUUUGGAUUUGUCUUUAUGUUUGUCAGUAACGACAUAAAACACAGGUUCAGGAAAAAUCCACUAGAUCCAACAACAGUUCAUCUCGACUCGAUGCCAACGUUUCACGGUAAGAAGAUUCUUCUCGCCAACUUGUGGGGCUUCGUGCGGCAUCCGAAUUAUUUGGGCGAUAUUAUUAUGCAUUUAGCUUUAGCUUUACCUGGUAUUUUGUCAUCUCGGCCCGUAGCUGCUCUUCCGGCUUUACUUCCGAUAGUGGUUUUGAUACAUCGAGCUUGGCGGGACCAUUGCAGGUGUAGGAGGCGUUAUGGGGCCGCCUGGCAGAGAUAUUGCAAACGAGUACCCUCGUUUUUACUGCCUAAAAUAAUCUAGUAUAUGCUAAUAGGAAAUCGAUUAUUAUUUUGUGAAUUUUGAGUGGUCUUUGUAAAGAAUAUUUUUUGGGUCAAGUUUUAGAAUUAAAUUAAUCCGGGGCCAAAUCACAAACGAAAUGCUAAUCAAUUAAUACUUAAAAUACCGAUUUAUAAACUUUUAUCUUAGGAACUAUAGCAAAAUAUUUUACAGAUUAUAUACAUUUAUUAUAAGUUUACAUUAAAUUGAAGGAAUAUUAUUUAGAUUUUAUUUCAUAAUGUAUAAAAAUAAUAUAGGUAUGAAUUAUUUUUGCCAUUUUGGUACCACCGGUUUAAAUCUGGGUUUAUUUUAGUUUAAAAUGUAUGUUACUUAUGAUUUAGUGAGUAGUUAAUUAAAAUAUAUUAUGUAUUCAAUUAGGCUAAUAGAUUUAUAUAUUAAUAUUUCCGUGAUAAGGCCUAUAGCUUAUUCACGCGGAUAUAUAACGCGAAAAGCACGUUAGUCCAUACAGUUUUAACUGAACAAACAAACUCAAAUUAUUAACAUUGAUAAUUACGACGUAAAAACCAAAUUUUCUCUAAUAUAUUGUACAAUUGUUCAUUUCAUAGUCUAACAGUAAGAGUCGCCCAUUAAAAUAUUGAUAAUUUAUCGAUUGAACAAAUUAAAAUAUAUAUGAUACUAGAUCUGCUUCAUUAAUCAUUUAUUAAUGUUCACUGCACCGAAAUAUUUGUGUUUCCUCAAGAUUUAUAAUGACUGGGUAUUUCAUAUUGUAUAAAUUAGUGCGGAUCGAUUGAGUGUUAUUGUUUUUUUAAUAAAAAUGAGAUCUAAAUCAUUAGUUUUAAGGUUUGCUCAAAUGGUGUCUCACAUAUUUCGACAAAUACCUUGUUGUAUUUUACUUUGUGUAUGAAUUAUGAUAUAUAAGAAUUAACAAUUUGUGCCUCGUAAGCGCUUGAAAAGCAUGUAUAUCGAAUUAAUCUUAAUUUCGGUAAGAAAGUUUUUAUAGGGAUUUAUAUACUGAUAAUAUAAGUAUGUACUUAUAACGAUAUUAAUAUUUGUGAACAAUGCUCAUGUAGUUAACUGUAUAAACAAAAAUAGAUGCCAAAGUCCACAUGAAAAUGGAGUACAAUUAUCUCAAAGUACGUAAGUAGUUUGAAAUUAAAGAAUUUCAGUUUUAGUUUACUAACUAGUUUUUAUACAAUAUUAACUCAGUAAUGUUUAUGUAAUAGUGUGUUUAUUUCCAAUAAAAUAUUUGCCCUU
Messenger RNA from Pieris rapae (cabbage white), 3606 nucleotides. RefSeq names its product delta(14)-sterol reductase TM7SF2 (gene LBR). Bases 439 to 2376 code for a protein of 645 amino acids. Gene Ontology annotation, biological process: sterol biosynthetic process. The transcript is spliced from 3 exons. Gene Ontology annotation, cellular component: endoplasmic reticulum membrane; nuclear inner membrane. Lineage: Eukaryota; Metazoa; Arthropoda; Insecta; Lepidoptera; Pieridae. Gene Ontology annotation, molecular function: oxidoreductase activity, acting on the CH-CH group of donors, NAD or NADP as acceptor. The record is from RefSeq and is a predicted model, not a curated record.